Molecule: messenger RNA, 2194 nt
Organism: Telopea speciosissima
Lineage: Eukaryota; Viridiplantae; Streptophyta; Magnoliopsida; Proteales; Proteaceae
Product: type I inositol polyphosphate 5-phosphatase 10-like
Exons: 13
Coding region: 393-1973 (526 amino acids)
Biological process (GO): phosphatidylinositol dephosphorylation
Molecular function (GO): phosphatidylinositol-3,4,5-trisphosphate 5-phosphatase activity; phosphatidylinositol-4,5-bisphosphate 5-phosphatase activity; inositol-polyphosphate 5-phosphatase activity
Source: RefSeq, a predicted model, not a curated record
CCUUCGAAUCUUCCACUCUUUUAGGGAGUUUUAUAUUUUCGAGAAACCUCAUUGGAACAUUUGGAAAGAUGGGUUCUCUGCAACGACCCACAAAAAGAAUAGAACGAAGAAGUCAGCAACACAACAUGUUAUAAUCUCAUACUCAAGUUCUAAAAAAGACAGAGAGAGAGAGAGAUGAAUAUGAAAUAGCAAAAAAAAAAACCCAUUGGAGAAGAAAACUAGGAGAGCCCGGACGAGAUAAUGGCGUUUCCAAAGACUUUUUUAAACGUUUGUGGGAAUUGAAAAGAGAAAGAGAUGGUUCGAAACUCCGAAAAGUUCCAACACAGUUAGUUCUGGGUUUGCGCCAUUGGGGUUGAUUUCAGAUUUUUUUGGACUUCUGGAUUGUUUAAGAGAUGACGCUUGGGAGUGACGAAAGGAAAAAGUUUCAUUUACCAAAAAUCUUUCGAACAUGGGAGAAAAAAGCAAUUAAGAAGAGAGAAGGCUCCAUUGAUUCUUCUGUGGAGUUUGAAAGGUGCUCACCUUUUUCAGCUACAGCCAUCAAGAAAAGCUUGUCAGAAUCUACUUCAAAGCUAGGAAGUUUCAAGUUCAGAAGCCCCCGAUCUCCAAUGACAAAUGUUCCUGAUCUUCAAACUUUACGUGUUUUUGUGGCAACCUGGAAUGCAGGUGGAAAAUGCCCUCACAGUGACCUGAAUCUUGUUGAUUUUCUUCAGGUGGAAGAUCCAUCAGACAUCUAUGUUUUGGGUUUUCAGGAAAUAGUUCCCUUGAAUGCUGGAAAUGUGUUAGUUAUAGAAGACAAUGAGCCAGCAGCAAAAUGGCUAACUCUCAUCAACCAGGCCCUGAACAAAACUUCAGAUGUCAACACCUCCGACACUUCUGGAAAAAAAUUAAUAUCCAAAGAUUUGAAGCCCAAUGGUGGUCUACUAUUCUUCCAGAAGCCUUCUCUUAAAAAGGUCAGUAGAAGCUUAAAGGCACAGAAGGGAAGAGGCCUCAAGAGUUGCAACUGCCAUUCUGAGUUGGAAAGAAAGUAUAGUAAGGACUCCUGUUUUAGAUUCCAAGAAGUUUAUAUUGGUGAAGAUGACUCUUCCUCAGAAAAUGAAGAUGGUUCAAACAGUUUCCUGAUGACAGAGAUCACCACUAACCAGAUGAAUUAUAGCCUCAUAGCCAGCAAGCAAAUGGUGGGAAUUUUUGUCACUGUUUGGGCAAGGAAGGAACUUGUUCAGCACAUUGGACACUUGAGAGUCUCCUGCGUUGGGCGUGGAAUAUUGGGAUACCUUGGAAACAAGGGUUGUAUCUCUGUUAGCCUGUCUUUGCACCAAACAACCUUCUGCUUUGUCUGCAGUCAUUUGGCUUCUGGGGAGAAAGAAGGAGACGAGCUUAGAAGAAAUUCUGAUGUCAUAGAGAUACUGAAAAACACCCAAUUUCGAAAAAUCUGCAAAACACCCCAUCGUAGGAUUCCUGAGAGAAUUCUGGAACAUGAACGGAUCAUUUGGUUAGGGGACUUGAAUUACCGGAUUGCUUUGAGCUACUCAGAAACCCGAAAGCUUCUGGAGAACAAUGAUUGGGAUGCCCUUCUUGCGAAAGAUCAGCUCAAGAUUGAACAAGAAGCAGGACGAGUGUUUGAAGGGUGGAAAGAGGGGAAAAUCUACUUCCCUCCAACAUACAAGUACUCCAAUAACUCAGAUUCUUAUGCCGGAGAGACUGUAACAUCAAAAAAGAAAAGGAGAACUCCUGCAUGGUGUGAUAGAAUACUAUGGCAUGGGUAUGGAAUAGAGCAACUCAAUUACUUUCGUGGUGAGUCAAGGUUUUCUGAUCACAGGCCAGUUUGUGCAGUUUUUGAGGUGCAGGUAGCAGUUCUGGAUGGAAAAUCUAAGAACGCACUUUCUAACUCCAACAUGAAAGUUGAAAUUGAAGAGCUCUUACCUCCAACUGCUGCAAGAUAUUUGAGUAGACAAUGUGUCAUGGAAAAAACUUAAUAGGCAUGCAGUGGCUAUUGUUCUUUUUUCAGGGAACUACCAGAAAUCCAGACCUUAAUGAAGGACAAAAGCUAGGACUAAUACAAUUCAUCUUGUGCUGAUUUUCCCAUUUACUUUAAUUCUUUCUUUCUUGGAGUUAUUGGAGGGCUUAGAAUAGUCCCAUGCUCCUCAGAUAAAAAAUUGAUGUAUAUUAGAUUGAAAGCACAUAAUUUUCACUGGAA